This is a messenger RNA of Ananas comosus (pineapple), 1109 nucleotides long. Its product is annotated as GDSL esterase/lipase At5g62930. The transcript is spliced from 8 exons. The record is from RefSeq and is a predicted model, not a curated record. NCBI's taxonomy places the organism in Eukaryota, Viridiplantae, Streptophyta, Magnoliopsida, Poales, Bromeliaceae. Gene Ontology annotation, molecular function: hydrolase activity, acting on ester bonds.
UGGACACAAGGACUAGCACUCUAGUGGGAGGGUCUGAACUGAGGUUGACAGAAGGAAUGGUAGGAUUGUUGAGACCGCAGUUUGUGUUGUUUGGAGACUCCAUCACUGAGCAAUCGUUCCGCCCUGGUGGAUGGGGUACGGCUCUUGCUGACACCUACUCUCGAAAGGCUGACAUAGUUGUUAGAGGUUAUGGUGGAUAUAAUACAAGGUGGGCUCUUUUUUUGCUUAAUCACCUCUUUCCGCUGAGCUGCGCAACACCUCCUGCUGCUACAACCAUAUUUUUUGGUGCCAAUGACGCUGCCCUUCAAGGAAGGACUAGUGAGCGACAGCACGUCCCUGUUGAUGAGUACAGGGAAAACCUCAGAAAAAUCAUUCAUCAUUUAAAGGAAUGUUCACCAUCCAUGGUGGUAGUGUUAAUCACCGCACCUCCUGUUGAUGAGAAGGGGCGGGAAGAAUAUGCACAAGCUGUAUAUGGCGAGAAGGCAAGGAAAGACCCAGAGAGAACAAAUGAGAUUACUGGUAUUUAUGCAAGGCAGUGUGUUGAGCUAGCCAAAGAAAUGCAUAUUCCAUUCAUUGAUAUCUGGUAAAAAAUGCAAGAAACUAAAGGAUGGCAGAAACUUUUCUUGAGUGAUGGCUUGCACCUAACAGCAGAAGGAAAUGCAAUUGUUCACAAGGAAUUAGUGGAAGUACUCAAGGAUGCUGGUUUCCGUGCUGAAAAUAUGCUAUAUGAUUUUCCUCAUCAUUCUGAAAUUGAUGGAGAUCAUCCUGAAAAAGCAUUCUGCAAGAAGAGCUAAAUCUUGCAUCACCCAGCUCAGACUGAUGGACGGGACUUCCAUUCCUAAGGAAAUCAAAUGCUUGUAUGUAUGGGCUCUGAAGGAUUGUCAGUCAAGGGAUUAAAGAUUGGUGGAGAAUCUGUGUACCUGAUUAGGGAACUACACAUCGUUUUGAGCCCUUUAAUUUUUCUGUUUUUAUGGUGAAUGGUUAUUUUCUGUCAACAGAUUGGUAAUCAGCCAAUUUGUGGCUUGAUUUAAAAUUGCAGAGGACUUCCAAGUUUAGAUACGAGAUUUAAGUUGUUUUCAGUACUAGAUGAAGCACUGCUAAGUUGUCUA